Messenger RNA from Chironomus riparius, 1915 nucleotides. NCBI's taxonomy places the organism in Eukaryota, Metazoa, Arthropoda, Insecta, Diptera, Chironomidae. The record is from the annotation of a GenBank genome assembly.
AUGAAUGAGAAUUUCUCGAGAAUAUCGCGUCUAAUUAAGUCUAAAAUCGAUGAUACGAUCGAUAAGAUUUCCAUAAUGUCAGCACCAUAUUCAUAUUCCUAUAUAUUUAAGUAUAUCAUAAUUGGCGACAUGGGGGUUGGAAAGAGCUGUCUAUUACAUCAAUUUACUGAAAAGAAGUUUAUGGCAUCAUGUCCGCAUACAAUUGGCGUGGAGUUUGGAACGAGAAUAAUUGAGGUCGAUAAGCAAAAGAUCAAAUUACAGAUUUGGGACACUGCUGGUCAAGAGAGAUUUCGUGCUGUAACACGUUCUUAUUAUCGUGGAGCUGCUGGUUGUCUUAUGGUUUAUGAUAUAACGAGACGUUCUACAUAUAAUCACUUGAGCUCUUGGCUAACCGAUACAAAAAAUCUAACAAAUCCAUCGACUGUGAUAUUUUUGAUUGGUAACAAGUCCGAUUUAGAGUCAACACGUGAAGUAACGUACGAGGAAGCAAAGAAAUUUGCCGACGAGAAUGGCUUAAUGUUUGCUGAAACGAGUGCAAUGACGGGACAGAAUGUUGAAGAGGCAUUUUUGGAAACAGCCCGUAAAAUUUAUCAAAGUGUCCAAGAUGGCAGACUAGAUCUGAAUAGUGCGGAAAGUGGUGUACAACAGAAGCAGCCACAGCGACAAGGCAGAACAUCUUUAACUGAUGAUACUCAAACAAAUAAGGACAAUUGUUCCUGCUAAUUCUAAAGCGGAUGACAUUUAUUUUCUUAAUUAUUAUUUCCACUUAUUACCAAUAUAAUCCCCAAUAAUGAGCUUGUUCAUUAUUAUCUAAAAAACUCUUUGAAACUCUUGACUCCUUGAAAUUUCCACGACCAUACCAAAAAGUCUUUAUCCCUGUUAAAUAGUUAUGAAGAAUUACCUUAAAAAUGAAAUAAUAAUAAUUAUAACGAUACUUGAUAUUUUGUUGUUAUUAUGCAAUGUGUGAUGAUUCAGUAUUCCAUUUUUAUGUCGCUAUUCUCAACAAAUUUAUAUUCAUACUUGAAAUGAUAAGAAUUAAUCCAUAUUUGGCGGGUCUCGUUCAUCCAUGACGUCUUAAUCAUGAAAUAUUUCAUGCAAAAGUGUGUAUUGAAGUUUAAUACAGCUCAAGACCCCUCCCAUACUUCUUAAGUAAGAAGCCCGUACCGUUUAGUUUGACAGUUCAAGCUUCUUACAAUUUGUUUGACUCGGAAAAAGAAGGAGGGGGGGGGGGGUCUAAAAAUGAAUUAUUCUUCGAUACGAUUAUAGAUGAAUGAUUCCCAAGAAAAGACGCACGAAAUAAAAUUAAUUUUGAGUGAGAUAUUGAUAUGCUGCAUAACUGAUGAUUCCUGAACGAAUUUAUUGUGUCAGUUGCUGUUCUGGAUGUUUUGAGGAACAGUUCUGAUUGGGUUUUCCAUUUCAAUUGUAUAAAAACUAUUUGUCACGUUCAGGAUACGAUUUACAAACAUUAUGGAGAGAUUUAAAUUAAUCUGUGGAUUAAGAUUGAGGGGUUCGUUCAUUAAUGAUGUCAAACUUUAAGGAAGAGGAAUAGGGUAAAGUUGUUUGACAACAUCAUAUUAAAUUUGUAAAAUACUCCUCUGGUGGCCUCAAAUUCUCAUUUUUUGAAAGACCUCACUUAAGAAUGAGACUUCAAAAUAAGUCUUAUAAGGCAAAAAUUAAUUCAGAAGAUUAAAUCUUAAUUCGAAGGGUUUAACUUUAAAUCUUAAGAUUUAACAUUAAAUCCACUGGAUUAAUUUAAAUCUCUCCAAAUUUAUAUCAAUCAAAAUUAAAAAUGUAGAUGUGUUAAGCUCAUGCCGAUAUUGAGUAAUGUAGCUAAUUAGCAUAGACAAAUUUAUAUUUCAUUUCUGAUUUUCUUUCUACUUUUCCUUUUCUAUAUCAUUUACGAAUCUGCAGACAC